AUGGCGGAAUUUACUAGAAUGGAUUCGUCACCAAGCUGUGAAUCACCGUCCAGUGAACCAAUGUUAGAUGGUGAACAACAGAUACUACUCGAAUUACUUGAGGAGAACACAACACAAUAUGCUAAAGCAGCUAGUGCGCUGUACUUCAGACGCAUUUUCACAACCGAUUUGCCCAGUGAAGCACGUGAUCCGAGCAAAUACGCUCGAUUGGUAGAACUCCUUCUACGUAUCAUAUCCAAUGAUACGCAUCCAGCAGAGACAAGAGUCAACGCGGCUUGGGCUAUCACCAAUAUGGCAUGCAUGUCUGAUAAAGUCAAUCAUCUGAUUGUCGACAAGGGAGGAAUUGAAACACUAAUGAGUGGCGUCAUUGCUGGUACCGGCGAAUUCCGUAUCCAAUGUAUAUGGGCCUUGGGGAACAUAGCUGCUGAUUGCGGUAACUGCAAGGAAAAGUGCCGCAAUACCGGACUCAUUACAGUACUAGCCAGACUACUCUCUCAAAAAGUUCACACCGAUUUGCCUGACCUAAAGAAUAUCGUAUGGUGCGUGAUGAACGUCCUACGCGGCGGAAUUCGCAAUGGGACCGUACCAAUUACGACAAUACAAAUGUUGGUCUCGUCGCUGUUUGCACUUUCAAGGAAGUAUGCAGUUUGGACGGAAUUAGCGAAGGAUUGCCUAUGGACGCUCGCGUCAAUUGCCGACGAUAUGCAUCAGGGAACACAGAUCGACGUUGUGUUGAAUGAACCUGAUCUGAUAGACACAGCGUUCGAAAUCCUUGAUUCGCAGUUCAGCGAUCUCCAUCACGGUGCUUUACGGAUUCUCGGGAACAUAAUCACCGGGAAUGAUGUGCAGACGGCAGCAGUUGUAUCUCAUCCACGAUUCUAUGAUAUAUUGUCCGUACGAACAAUAAAAGCCCACUGGUUCAUCUCGAAAUUUCGUUCUCCUUCUGAAAGUGCCAAGAAAACUUACCGCUCAAUGUCAUAUCAAUCGCGUCCCGAUGUGCGUAGAGAAGCUGCGUGGAUGUGUUCCAACAUAGCUGCAAGCAGUCAGGAUCAUAUGGAUUUGUUGUUUCUGGAUUGGAGCAUCUUCGAAAUGUUACUGGAAGGAGUCAGGUCAUCGGAGAAGAAACUCAAGAAGGAAUGCAUGUGGACAAUUGUAAACUUACUUACUGGAGCAAAUGAAGAAAAAGUGCGACUAAUGGUAGCGUCUGGAGUCUUUUAUCUUUUCCCAAUACUUCUAUCGACGUCCGACCUUCGACUAACUGAACGAACACUUCACGCUUUACGCAGUUUGCUGCCAUUUUACCCGGAGCAUGCCACGCUCGUUAAAGAUUCGAAUAUGUUAUCAUUAGUGAAGACGAGAUUUAUUGAAACCGAUCAGCAUAUACAGGAACUCAAAAAUGAAAUCGAAUCCUUCAUCAACUCUCGAUCAGUGCCGCUGAUUCCGUCGUGCACAUUCACAUUCGUCAAUUAA
Molecule: messenger RNA, 1470 nt
Organism: Necator americanus (New World hookworm)
Lineage: Eukaryota; Metazoa; Nematoda; Chromadorea; Rhabditida; Ancylostomatidae
Exons: 14
Coding region: 1-1470 (489 amino acids)
Biological process (GO): NLS-bearing protein import into nucleus
Cellular component (GO): nucleus; nucleoplasm
Molecular function (GO): protein binding; nuclear import signal receptor activity
Source: RefSeq, a predicted model, not a curated record